Messenger RNA from Mesorhabditis spiculigera, 702 nucleotides. The record is from the annotation of a GenBank genome assembly. Lineage: Eukaryota; Metazoa; Nematoda; Chromadorea; Rhabditida; Rhabditidae.
AUGGUGGUCGGCUGCGGGAACAAAUGCAUCAAGUACUUCUUCUGGCUGCUCAACUUCUUGUUCUUUGUCCUCGGCGGCGUCAUUUGCGGUCUGGCGCUAUGGAUGCGAUUUGAUCAGCAAUGGCAACAGAGAAUCCAAGGGUUGAUACAGAUCAAUAUAUCGACCAUUAAUUUUGAUCAGUUCUACUGGCUGCUCUACAUUGUCGCAGCUUUCGGCUUGAUUCUUUUCAUUCUCGGAGGUCUUGGCUGCUGCGGAAGUUGCUGUGAGAGCAUCUGUGUUAUUGGAAUUUACUUCACCCUCGUCGGAAUCCUAUUUGUGUUGGAGAUUGCUGGCGGAGUGUACCUCGUUAUCAACAAGGAUAAUAUCCGCAACAACCUGGCGAAUGUGUGGCGAACGGAGCUGGUUGCCAACUACCAAUCGAACAGUGUUAUUCGGGAUACACUGGAUAAUAUUCAAAGACAGAUGAGCUGCUGUGGAGCUACGGGAUGCUCCGACUACCAAUCGAUUCCACAAUCCUGCACAACAUGCUUUUCCGGGAAUACUUAUGCCGUGCAAGGCUGCGCUUACGCCCUUUUCGAUACGUUCACCUCGAAUAUGGUCAUCGUUCUCGUGAUUGCCAUUGCGAUUUUGGUUGUGGAGUUCAUCGCCCUCGUCUUUGCCUGCUGCACAUGCUGCGCCGUCAAGAGCAAGCGGAACACUAUU